AUGAUUUCUAACAUCCCGUACACUGUGACUCGCCAGGAGGUGGCCUCGUUCCUUGGACGCAGUGCUAACCUGCUCCCAUCCUCUCAAGGAUGUCCAAUUCAUAUCAUCAUGGAACGGUCCACUGGCAAGACCAUGGACUGCUAUGUUGAAUUCCCAACAAAGAAGGAUGCUGAAGAUACUGUUGGCCGAAUCAACCGUGCCUACGACGCUGGCAGCGCCCCGCGUAUGGGCAGCCGCCAUGUUGACAUAGAACUCAGCACCCCAGCCAAGCUUCUCAAGGCUGCCUUUCCCCGGGCGAAGUGCAUCUCGUGGGAGGGUGGACAGCCUGUCCAGCUUGUCAACAAAGACAGUUGGUCUACCGGUUUUGAUGGCUUCCUCACUGACGAGGAGCUCUUCUGUCUGACCCGUCAUGCCGAACAACCUCACCGUAGUGCAUUUGCUAGCAAGGUUCCUCAACGCUGUUAUGAAUCAUUCAUCACCACUCUCUGGAAAUUCCCGUGGCACGCUACCCACCUUUAUACUGUGCAUCACCGGAAUGCUCUUUUCAAGACUCUUGUUGCUCUGAUCAAGACUCUGGUGGAGCGUAUGCAGAAGGUAAACACAGUGGGCUUGGACAUCCGCCUUCUGAACGAGUUGGUUCAUGCAGGGAUCUGUUGUCCUGCUUUCAAUCCUCGCAUGAAAUACUGUUUCGCUUGGUAUUCAAAGGAUCAGAGAGGAAUUGAGUCAUUGGACCAUGACUGGUGCCUUUACUUCCCAUUUGAUACUCUUACCUAUGUUCCCGGACAGAGUUCUGCCGCCAUUCAGUUCUAUGCCUAUGUCAUGUCCAACGGUUCUGUUCUGCGCACCGAGAAUGACGGUCUGCCGAACAAACAUACUCAUCCUGAGAUCGAGAGAAUCUUUGGAAGGUUCUGGUUUGAGUGGGAGGACGACGUUGCCCGUAACAUGGUCUUCAAGGAUGCGAUUAUCUAUGAAGCCAGUGUACUUCGGAAGUUCAUCAUCACUGGAUUUCAACAACUCCACAGAAGAAAAUCCAGCGUCUCAACCAUCGGCACUGCUCCUGGCUCGUCGCCAACCCACAGUCUUGCUUCAGUUGACAGCCAGCGAACGAUUUCGCAAUCCCACACUGGCUCGGUAAAUCCCAGCCCUGCUCCUCAGGAAAGCUCGACUGCUUCAGCUGCCAGCAACCGCCUCCGUGAGCACGGUAACAAUUGGAAUGUCCCCGGUAACUCCCGUGAUAUCUCUCAGCGACUUGAUGCUGACCAAUAUCUGCUGGACACCCCCACCCAUCGGCCUCGCGCAUCGAUCCCUCCAUACAUUCCGCCGCACCAACGAUCCGACUCAGCCAAGCCGCGCAAGCAGUCGGUUACCUGGCGUAUGCCUCAAACUCAAGAGGCACCUGCUGUUGACUCAACUCAGGGACAGGCUGAGAUCCGGCCUGUUUACCGUGCUCCCCAUACAACUGCGCAGAAUGUUCGGUCGUCCUCUGAUCCUUUCGGACCAGUCCCUUCGAUCGCUCCCAGUAGCCAUCGCUCUCGCUCCGACGCCGCCCGCCUGUCGAACCUCGAUCGCCGGGUGUUUGAUGAGCUCCGAGCUGCUGGCUGCGGUACCCGAUCCGCAAAGAAGUAA
Messenger RNA from Penicillium egyptiacum, 1626 nucleotides. Lineage: Eukaryota; Fungi; Ascomycota; Eurotiomycetes; Eurotiales; Aspergillaceae. The record is from the annotation of a GenBank genome assembly.